This is a messenger RNA of Diceros bicornis minor, 2712 nucleotides long. RefSeq names its product UDP-GlcNAc:betaGal beta-1,3-N-acetylglucosaminyltransferase 6 (gene B3GNT6). The transcript is spliced from 2 exons. Gene Ontology annotation, molecular function: hexosyltransferase activity. The record is from RefSeq and is a predicted model, not a curated record. Gene Ontology annotation, cellular component: membrane. The coding region runs from base 101 to 1273 and encodes 390 amino acids. Lineage: Eukaryota; Metazoa; Chordata; Mammalia; Perissodactyla; Rhinocerotidae.
CAGGUUCAUUUACCUGCCGCAGAGGAGGGCCAAUGACUGGACUGUCAGGCUUGUGGCAAGGAAAAAGAGGUUUACUGUCGAAAGGCAGCCAGACGAGGAAAUGCGAAUUAAAACUCAAACCCACCUCCUCAAAGGCAAAACGAUGGCUUUUCCGUGCCGCAGGUCCAUGAAGAAUCCCAAGACUCUGACCAGCCUUCUGGUGGGCGUGAGUUUCUUGGCCCUGCGCCUGUGGUUCCUCCAAGCCCCCAGUUCCCAGCAGGAGGAGAUGUGGGGUGGCCCCCUCCCCGCUGCCGCGCACCCUUCGGCGUUCAGUCCGGGGCCCCCGUGUGUGGCCAACGCCUCGGCGAACGCCACGGCCGACUUCGAGCAGCUGCCCGCGCGCAUGCAAGACUUCCUGCGCUACCGCCACUGCCGCCACUUCCCGCUGCUCUGGGACGCGCCGGCCAAGUGCGCGGGCCGCCGCGGGGUCUUCCUGCUGCUGGCCGUGAAGUCGUCGCCCGCCAACUACGAGCGGCGCGAGCUCAUCCGGCGCACGUGGGGGCAGGAGCGCAGCUACGGCGGGCGGCCGGUGCGCCGCAUCUUCCUGCUGGGCACGGCCGGGCCCGAGGACGCCGAGCGCGCCGAGCGGCUGGCGGCGCUGGUGGGGCUGGAGGCGCGCGAGCACGGCGACGUGCUGCAGUGGGCCUUCGCCGACACCUUCCUCAACCUCACGCUCAAGCACGUGCACCUGCUCGACUGGCUGGCGGCGCGCUGCCCGCAAGCGCGCUUCCUGCUCAGCGGCGACGACGACGUCUUCGUGCACACCGCCAACGUGCUCCGCUUCCUGGAGGCGCAGCCGCCCGACCGCCACCUCUUCACCGGGCAGCUCAUGGAGGGCUCCGUGCCCAUCCGCGAGAGCUGGAGCAAGUACUUCGUGCCCCCGCAGCUCUUCCCCGGGAAGGCCUACCCCGCCUACUGCAGUGGCGGCGGCUUCCUCCUGUCCAGCCACACGAUCGGCGCCCUGCACAGGGCCGCCCGCCACACCCCUCUCUUCCCCAUCGACGACGCCUACAUGGGCAUGUGUCUGCAGCGCGCCGGCCUGGCGCCCAGCGGCCACGAGGGCAUCAGGCCCUUCGGCGUGCAGCUGCCCGGCGCCCGGCAGCCCUCCUUCGACCCCUGCAUGUACCGCGAGCUGCUGCUCGUGCACCGCUUUGCGCCCUACGAGAUGCUGCUCAUGUGGAAGGCGCUGCAUGACCCCGCGCUGAGCUGUGACCGGGGGCACAGGGUCUCCUGAGGCCGGGUGGGCCGCGCUGGGGGGAUGAGCAGCCUCCGCGUGUGAUGUUUUCCGUUCUGAGAGCGCCUCUUCCCUGCUCUGCAUACCUUCUGUCCUAGCCAUCUUGGUGCAGCUGGGAAUCAUCUGGGGGUGUGUGUGGAAAAUAGCUAUGUCCUGGCCCCAUCUCCAAAGGUUCUGAUUGCAGUGGUCUGGGUGCCCCCAGACGUCUAGAUGUUUUUUAAGUUCCUCAGGUGAUUCGAAUGUGCAGCUAGGAGUGGAGCCCACUGGGUUAGCGAUGUCUGUUGUCCUUCCAAACCCACCUCCACUGCCCCCUCUCGCAGCCCUCCAGGGCACCUAGCUCCUGCGCUCCAGUCACUGUGGGCAAUGGAGCAAGAGAGGUGUGAGGGCCAGGAUCAAAUGUUGCCUGUUGGGUGCAGUACACAUAUGAGUCCUCACUUCUGUCAUUUCCUCCACAAAUGAGCAGAGGUGAGCUGAGCUGACAGUCAUCUGAUGGAUCUCCCUCCCCCAGAAGUCAGUCUACACUUGGGCCCUGAAAAGCAACCCUCUAGAGUCAGAGCUGAGGGUGUCUGGCAGCCUUCCUCCCACCCAGUUCUCUCCCACCCCCAGUCUCCCUGUGAGGUCAAAAUCCCCACUGUGCAAAGUCAAAACUGAGGCUGGGUCAGGGCAGUGACUCAUCCAGGGCCAUGUGGUCUCCUCCCCACUCACCCUGACCAUGGCUAAUGGCCUGUUUGGGUCCUGCUCAUGCACACUUGCCUCACCAGCACUCGCUCCCAGGGGGCAGAUAUGCCUCUGCACCUUCGCACAAGCGCUGAUCCAUAUACUCGAAAUGUCCCCCGAACGCCACCACCAUCCAUGUCUCCUGUGUCGGGGGAGGCUGCCAGCUGUCCACCAAAACCUGCCAGCCCCUUCCUCCUGACACACUGAGACUACGCUUCCCAGCCCCCCUUGCCGUUAGGUGUGGCCAUGUGACCAAGCUCUCUUCCAUGGAUGUGUGUGGAUGCGAUGAGGACCGCUCCUGCACCAGGGCUCACCUGUGCUCGCAUUCUCCCUCCUGGAUUGGAACACUGAUGGGCCCUGACCCAUCCCUGACUUUGCGCAUGAGGACAACACCCAAGCAGAUGAGGACACCACCACAACGCCCCAAGGCACUGUUGACAUCAUGGGUCGGGCAGUUCUUGUGGGAGGCUAUCCUGUGCACUGGAGAACAGUCACCAGUAUCCCUGUCCUCUGCCCACUAGAUGCCAGUAUCACACCCCGAGUCAUGACACCCAAAAAUAUCUCAGAACGUUGCCAAAUGUACCCCAGUGGGCAAAUUCACCCCUGGUUGAGAACCGCUGGCCUAGAGGAAGGCAGAACAACAAGAGGGUCUCUCAGUUGCCUCACACAGCACAGCUGCCCAUGGACUGACCUGGAAUACUCGGCUGAAACUAUUGAGAAGA